This is a messenger RNA of Thelazia callipaeda (thelaziosis nematode), 468 nucleotides long. NCBI's taxonomy places the organism in Eukaryota, Metazoa, Nematoda, Chromadorea, Rhabditida, Thelaziidae. The record is from the annotation of a GenBank genome assembly.
AUGAUUUGGACUGCAAUCUGGCUUUAUAUUCUUUUCACUCAUUUCCAUUACGCUGCUUGCUACAGCGAAUCGUCGCCCUCCGCUGACUGGAGAUUAUCGGAAAAUCCUGCUCUUUGGAUAAAAUUAGUGGAAAAUUUGUACGAGGAUCGCUACGUCAAAUCAUUCGGAAAGAGGACGGGAGAGCGCUUUGCAGGAAAAAUGUUGGGAAAUAAUCUACUCGAGAAAGGAAAUAAACGAGGAAGAGAACUUUUCGGUAAGCGUUCUAACGAACAACUCGCUGAAAACAUAGACAGUCAAACGGCUAAUUCCUUUCCAACAAAAGACCUCACUGCCUACAAGAAAACGAUAGAUGCUGUGAGCGCAGAUUCUCGAGAUACGGAAAUUGAGAUUUUUAAAACCGACAUAAUAAUUCAUAACGAACGUUUGACAGAAGUUCAAGCUCAAUGCGAUUACAUCACUCAGGGGUAA